Messenger RNA from Lineus longissimus, 4626 nucleotides. RefSeq names its product nuclear pore complex protein Nup160-like. The record is from RefSeq and is a predicted model, not a curated record. Gene Ontology annotation, molecular function: structural constituent of nuclear pore. NCBI's taxonomy places the organism in Eukaryota, Metazoa, Nemertea, Pilidiophora, Heteronemertea, Lineidae. The transcript is spliced from 28 exons. The coding region runs from base 8 to 4324 and encodes 1438 amino acids. Gene Ontology annotation, cellular component: nuclear pore.
UCGCAAGAUGGCGGAAAGCGGUGUGAGCUAUCGAGAAGUUCUUCAAUGCCCAAGAUACCAGAACAAAUGGCGAGAUAUAUCUGUCAAUACAGGUGGUGCUCCUAGUCCUCUUCAAGACAUCAAACUUCCAGAGAGUGCAGGUGGCUUCGCAUUCAAAGAUGGUGGAAGAGAUGGCUCGCCAGUUAGGAACAGAUUUAUCUAUUGGCGCAUUAACCAUGAUGUACUUGAGCUUGUUGAGCAGUCAAUGGACACAAACCUGAUUGGAAGCUGUGUGCGAUAUAGGUUCCAAGACACCCCCAUUCUGAGUGGCAUCAGCAUCGUUGAAAGUCACAGUGAUGUCGUGAUACUGGUCGCGACCGUAUCAAGCGUGCACCGAUUGUUAUUUUCACAUCCAACCAGGAUCAGCACACGCACUGUGGAUCCAAUCCAAUGUGCUGAUGGCGAGAGAACAGCCUGGUCAAUCUUCCACGAUGCCUCCAUCAACAAGGUCGCAUCCCACCCGAUCCAAACGAAUGGUAACCCUGCGUAUCAAAUACAUACGUCAGCAACAUGGCUGACCACCGAAGGGGAUUCCCUCUUUGCCAUGGCAACCAACACUGGCAGUAUCUUACUCAUUAAGAUGCCACCUCAUGUACAAAGUUUGAUCAUCCAGUAUGAAUUGAAGCAGUCAUCUGUCAUGCACAGACUGUGGACUGGGCUUGUGCCUGCUAUGAUUAGGGGCGGUCAGGAGGCUAAUGACAUGGUACAGAGUUUAUGUUUCUACUCUGUUGGAGGGGAGCCGUUUAUAUUCUCGGUGUGCAAGGACCAUAAAAUCCGGAUGUGGGCUUGUAAGAGUCUUGAGUGUCUGAUUGCCGUCGAUGUCCUCGACUUUCUCCCAGGUCAUGUCGACCCACAGAUGCUAUCAAUAGGGGUGAAUGGUCACAUGAUCAGGAAGGCCAAUGGCACAGGAGGAGGGAUACCCGUACCCUAUCUUGGGGUGUUCCUGAGUUUUUCCGAUCGGUGUCAGUUCUGCAUCCUGCAACCAAUUCUUGUUGAUGGAAGAUACCAACUGAAGCACAUCACCAACGUUUUUGCACCCAGUGAAGAUCUUGUUGAUUUCUGCCUGACUAGCUCACACCUCUGGGCUGUGUGGACCAACAGUGAAAGUGAGACAUUUGCACGUUGUGUCUGCAUUGAUGUGACAAGUGGAAGCGUAGGUGAAUGGCAUCAAGUGUACUUGGAGCCUGCAGAGAGCAGCGAGUUAGAGAUCGCAGCAGAUAAAGAUCCAAGAGAGAGCUACAUGGAGGCCAUCUUUAAGCCAGGCAAAUUCUUCACACAUGACAUCAUCAAGGCGCUAAAUAUUUACAGGCGUUCUAUGGAUGUGCACCUACCGGUGGACCAGGCAGUCUCGUUCAACACGCUAAAGGAUGAAGUCACCUUCGUUUUAGAAGAUGAGAUCCAGCGUUGUGCUCAAGAGUUUGAGAUGGCUGAAGAAGAAGUUCUGAAUCUCCAAAUCCAACAGUGGGGGAAGUUCUACUCCAGUUGUGUGCACUAUCAUGAGGUUGGAACACGUAGUGUAGGUCUCUUCACCGAUUUCUCCAGCGGUCUCAUCUGCCUGGUGAAGAAGAGUUGUAUCUCCAUCCUGCGGCCCUGUGAGACCACCGAGCAGCUCUACCUCUCGCCUGCCGGGACACUCAAACUGCAGUUCUUUGAGGAUAUGCACAUCAUGCUGGGUGAAACACAAGCACACAGAGAUCUCCUUUCUUUACUGAAGUGUAUACAGAUUGUUAGAAGCUACUUGACUCCAGAUAUGGUCGGCACGUUUGAUGACGAGAUGUACCGCUUGGGGUCGCCACAAAAUCUAGCAUCACAAGCUGUGACAAUACUUCUGACAGAUGCUGAAGCAAGAGGUGUUGACCCACUGAACGGCAAUAUUGUCAAAGAAGUCAAAGCCAAUAUACAAAAUGUUGUGGACUUGAGUCGUGCUCUGGAAAAUCUCGUGCAAGGUUUAGAUGUGAUGACGUAUGACAUGGCACAACAAGAAAACGGAGAAGUAGACACUGCAAGGAAUACGUGUAGCCAUCUUUACUCCAGUAAUGACGCCAUAGCAAUCCUGUCUAGGAGUCUCUGCCAUCUCGUGGAGACUCGCGUCCACAUCACCCGUGAUCUCCUCAUCCUCGAGACCAUUCUUGUAGACACCAGCGUCGGCGAUCAAGCAGGACUCUCCCUGGAUUUGUUGGAGAGAAUAUCCUCUGAUCUGAUUCCGAGGACGACUAAGUUAUUGCAUGCGUAUCACAGCGUGAAUUGGAUGAUCACUUGUCCUGCUACGCCAGUUCAGAAUAGCACAUUAGAAGCUAGCCUGAGACAACUUGCUGCUUUAGAUCUAUCCGAGUCUUCAGCCGCAGCAAAUCAGCUCAUAGGUGCACAGAAUCUCAGUCUAUUGGAGUUGUUCCUGCAUGGCAUCGGAGGAAGCCAGACGCGAUACCUCCUCGCCAAUACCGAGUUACUGGAGGAGGAGAGGACGGCCUUCUGGACUGUACCUCUGCAGCUACUAUGGCCGCUGAAUGGUUCAUUUCUCUUCCCAGAAUUCCUCAUGGAGAAAUGUCAGUAUCUUCAACUUCAGGAGUAUGUGCGCCUCCUGUCAGGCUGGUGCGAACUAAAUCUGUCAUCGAGGAUGUUUCUGUUGGGACAUUGUUACCUGAACACACGUGAGCCGUACAAGGCUGUUGACUGCUUGCUCAAUGCGUCUCAUGAUGUGUCUGACGAGGUGUUCCUGUUCGACCGGCUCCUUCAAGUUCCCCAACCAGAGGAUGUAGACGGCAAAAAGAUGACCAUACUGUAUUACCUCAAGGUGAUCAAGUUGUUUGAACAGUUUGAUUAUCCCGACAUUGUGAUCGCCUUGGCAACGACAGCCAUUAGCAAGGCAGACGAUGAUGACCUAAACCUGCCCACACUUUGGUCGAAAAAGUUCAAACAACAUUUAGAACUGGGUCACAAUGAGGAGGCGUACUCAGCGAUGAUCAGUAACCCUGACCCUAGCCGCAGGAAGGAUUGUUUACGUCAGUUCUUGGUGGUGCUCUGUGAGAGACGACAGCUACAUGCCUUGGUGGAGUUCCCUUACGUUGACAUGUAUGAUGAUGUGGUGAGCAUCAUGGAAUCACGGGCGAGAUCGGUGGACCUGUCAACUCACAACUAUUACAACUUACUUUAUGCAUUCCACACAUUCAGAGGCAAUUUCAGGAAAGCUGGUAAUGUGAUGUAUGAAUACGGCAUGAGGCUUGGAAGGGAAAUGCCCGGCCUGAAGGGUCUCCAGAGACAGGCCAAGUGUUACCUCGCUGCCAUGAAUGCUCUACAACUUGUGGACCCAAAAUAUGCCUGGAUUGUCACUCCAUCAAUUCAACCCAGAACUGUGACGGACGACCAAGACGGUGGACGAUCACCGAAACGGAAUUCUGACGGAGAUGAAAUUGUGACGGCCAAGAAAUCCAGUAUGACUGUUUUGGAAUUGAGUGACUUGGAAAAGGAGUAUCUGUUAAUUCACGCUCGGUUGAAACUGCUCAAGAAAGAUUGUCGACCGUCACAUACAACAGGCCCUACUCCCUCCGCUGACGAAAUGGCUGCCCUCCUCACAACUGCCGGGCUUUUCGACCAAGCCAUCCUCGUCUGUCUAGAAUUCAAACUCCCGCUGACUGUUGUCUUCGAAGGCCUCGCAACGCGGUGCAUCUGGUUGUCGCAGGGUAGCAGCCACCACAUGGUGGGAGACAAUGAUUACACGUCCUCCGCCUGGGACUGGUUGAGCGAUAAUGAGCUUGGAGCAAGGCACACCACAAAAGAAGUCAAUGCUCCGGACGAAGCAUGGCGUCUCCUCAACCAGUUCCUGAACAAAUAUGAAGAAAAAGGCCAUUCAGUUUACCACCGGUGUGUCAGUAAAAAGCUACUCUCUCAGGGAUAUGGCCUUCCUAGCUGGCUGCUGGCAUCUUAUAAGAAAGUGAAUCUUGCUGAGCUUCUCCGCCUCCAGCUUGACCACAACCUACUUGAAGAUUCGUUUGAAGUGAUCAUAGAAUACAUCGAUGCCGUGCUUGGCAAAGGAAAAGAAUACUUUGGACUUAAGAAUUCACUUCACUGUGCUGCCCCUAGUGUCUGGAUGCCUUACACAUCGAUAGACCAGCUCCUGUCCACAUUGAAAGACUCCAAAACAGACUCUGAUAAGGAUCUCUACAAUGCACUCAAGGAGAAACUUCAGGCGUACCACAUGGUGUUGGAGAAAGUGUCGCGGGAUCGACUGGACGCUGCUGUGAGUCGGGGACAUACGUCAAUGCUCCAUCAGUCAGUCAUGCUAUUCUAAGGAAAUAUUGACAAUGAGAGUUAAUGGGGAGGAACUCUGUAGACAUUUGAUCUUUUUGCAAAAUAACCAACCAACAGGGACACGUCAAGUCACGUCUAGAGGACUGUUAAAUCAAGGAAAGCAAUAGCAUUCUCAUCAACUAUAGUGUAAUGUGACAUUCUGAGAGGACUGAUCUUACCUGAUGGUAUGAUGGUGCAGGAAAUCGUGUGCAAGUCAUUUAUAACAUGCAUUUAAAUCCCUAAUGCAUUUAUGUUGCCUGUUUUGUAAGCCUUUUGUAUCGUGAAUAAACUUAUCUUUGUGAA